AUGCACCUCAACCGCACGAUCCGCGUGAUGCAGAUGCUGAGCGACGAGAAGACGCGUCACCCGAACAUUAUUCGCCUUCACCAGACAUGCCACUCGCCGACGCACAUCAUCUUUCGACUGGAGUACGGGGGCCCAGAGGACAUGUACCGCCGCCUGCACCACCGCCAAGCACUUCAGCCGGAGAAGCAGCGACCAUUGAGCCUCGACAGGGUCGUGAAGAUCGCCUCGCAGUGCGACGAGGCAGUGUGGCACCUCCACGCAGUGGAGACAGCGUGUACAGGCAUGGUUACGGACGAAGAACGACAUGGAGGCGAUCAACGCUACUAUCUCAAUAAGGACAGAUACGACAAGGUACCCGAGGCGUCAGUGAGCUCGUGA
Prorocentrum cordatum is the source of this 378-nucleotide messenger RNA. NCBI's taxonomy places the organism in Eukaryota, Dinophyceae, Prorocentrales, Prorocentraceae. The record is from the annotation of a GenBank genome assembly.